Molecule: messenger RNA, 516 nt
Organism: Ruditapes philippinarum (Manila clam)
Lineage: Eukaryota; Metazoa; Mollusca; Bivalvia; Venerida; Veneridae
Product: integrin beta-5-like
Exons: 3
Coding region: 77-409 (110 amino acids)
Source: RefSeq, a predicted model, not a curated record
AAAUUUAACGUUAUGUGAAAUAACAUAUUGUGAACUUGAUCGGGGGCAUUGAUAUAAAACAGAGUGUCCCAGGUUAAUGUAUUUACUUAAUACUAUUCCUGAAGUGAAGACAUCAAAAAUGAAAGUGACUCUUGCAAUCUUGUUUGUUACACUAAUUGGAUACGUGUGUUCUGAACCAUGUGGAAAUACACAGGAGUGUGAACGUCACCACUUAACACACUGUCACAUGCAUACACAUAUUGUUUGCAAUAGCGGCCAAUGCGAAUGCUCAAGUGGUCCUACUGGCAUAGCAUGCACUCAGUUUUCCGAUUGUAGCAGUGUUACCUGCAGAGAUAAUAACGAUAAUGCCCACUGCGUGGAUGGUCAUUGCCAGUGUACUAGAAGACCUGGGGGACAAGGUGGAAAUUAAAUAAACUUUGAUACACCAAAGCAUAUAUCAUUAAACUAAUACCAUAAAAUGACAUGUUUUUGCUUGUUUCUGUAAAGUCACUAAACAAUUAAAUGCACACAAACAUU